Messenger RNA from Centropristis striata (black sea bass), 4425 nucleotides. Its product is annotated as serine/threonine-protein kinase N1-like. Gene Ontology annotation, molecular function: small GTPase binding; protein serine/threonine kinase activity; ATP binding. The record is from RefSeq and is a predicted model, not a curated record. NCBI's taxonomy places the organism in Eukaryota, Metazoa, Chordata, Actinopteri, Perciformes, Serranidae. The coding region runs from base 586 to 3471 and encodes 961 amino acids. Gene Ontology annotation, biological process: protein phosphorylation; signal transduction. The transcript is spliced from 22 exons.
UAGAAAGCUGCUUGAUGGGGAAGCUUCUGCUUUGAUCCUUUAUCUUAGUGUGGUCAUUCUUUUAAUUCACCUGCAUGUAAAUCAUAGAAAUAGUGCUGCACAUUUCUGCAGGCAUGUAAUGUGUAAUGCUUUUAUUUGCACACACACACAAAUAAAGACAUACAUGGUCUGAUAGUCAAUUUAACAUGACCACAAUCUAUGGCAACAGCUUUGGGGACCCAGUAGCAGGAAGCAGAGUGGCUGUGAGCUCUCACACUUACAAAACCACCAGAAUGUGUGUGUGUGUUUGUGUAUUUUUGUGUGUGUGUUUCUGCACAAAGUGCAUGACGCCUCGGUCUCUAUCUGGCAAUGAGCAGAACAGGAAGCAGCGAGGUGGGGCUCGGCCUGUGCUGUUCUCUCUUCCUCUCCUCUGCCUUGUUCACCCGCUCCUGGUUCUAGACUGGCUUUUUGAUUCCAGGCGGGAAGGACAUCCUGGAUAUUUAAGAAGGCAGGAAUAGCGCUCGCCGUUGCCUGAUUGGCGCUGCUGUCAGCGUGUGACAGAGGGUCAGUGGGGGGGCCGGGAGCGAAGCCAGAAGGAGGCCAAACAUGGCCAGCGAGGACGUACUGGAGGAUCUGCCAGGGGACCAACCAGUUGACUCCCCGGGGCCCACUGAGCACAGUGACGCAGAAUCUUCGAGCGAUCCGGGCGGGCUGUCGGUGCUCCAGCAGCUCGGUCUGGACCAGAACUCGGACUUCUCAGACUCCAGCGUGCAGCAGCGUCUGGACGAGCACCGCGAGAGGAUCCGCAGGGAGAUCCGCAAGGAGCUGAAGAUCAAGGAGGGUGCUGAGAAUCUGCGCAGGGCCACCACAGACAAGAGGAAUGCCCAGCAGGUGGACUCGCAGAUCCGCAGCUCCAAACGCAAGCUGGAGUCCCUCCACGCUCAGCUGCAGGAGCUGGACGCACACAUUGUGGUCAAGGGCCCCGAUGACAACAAAGAUACCCCAAAGUCUCCGGGCUCGCUCAAUCGAACGUCGGCCACCCAGCAGCGCAUCGCCGCUUUGGAACGACAGCUGAACAUCGAGCUGAAGGUCAAACAGGGAGCAGAGAACAUGAUUCCAAUCUAUGUCAAUGGAGGUACCAAGGACAAGAAGCUUCUCCAGACGGCUCAGCAGAUGCUGCAGGACAGCAAGACAAAGAUCGACAUCAUCCGCAUGCAGAUCAGAAAGGCCAUGCAGGCCACGGAGCAGUCUGAGGACAACCAAAGUAAGGCAGACAUGUGUGGGGUAGAGCUGCGUGUGGAGGAGCUGUGGCAUCACUACCGCGUGGAGCACGCCAUGGCCGAGGGAGCCAAGAACAUCCUGCGACUGCUCGGGGCAGGAAAGGUCCAAGACAAGAAGGCCAUGGCUGAGGCUCAGUGUGGUCUGAGCGAGUCGUCCCAGCGUCUGGACCUGAUCAGAUGUUCUCUGGAGCAGAGGUUGCAGGACCUCCCCGAGGACCAUCCCAAGGCCUGCCUCAUCAAGGAGGAGCUGGUGCUGGCCUCCUCCUCUGCUUUCAGCUCUCGCCACAGCACCCCCUAUGUCCAUAACCAGUACAGCACCCUGAGCAAACCAUCACCACUCACAGGUACUCUUCAGGUGCAUCUUCUGGGCUGUGUGGGGCUGCUGGAGGUCAUCCCAGGGCGGAACAGAGGGACCCCCGUGGUCCUUCCCUCUUACUCUCAGGCAGAUGGACGCUCCUCAUUCAAACUGAGCGGCCUGUACAGCCGCAGCACCAGCAGCAUGAGCCUCAAGAUCCCCGGCAAGACUGACGAGCUCUCCUCGGAGGUGAGUGCAGUGCUGAAGCUGGAGAACACAGUGGUGGGUCAGACAGGUUGGAAGACCGUCGGGGAGCAGGCCUGGGACCAGAGCUUCACUGUGGAGCUGGAGAGAUCCAGGGAGAUGGAGAUUGCAGUGUACUGGAGAGAUUACCGCUCGCUGUGUGCUCUGAAGUAUCUGAAGCUGGAAGAGUUCCUGGACAACCAAAGACACCGAGUCCAGCUGGAACUGGAGCCACAGGGGCUGCUGCUGGCUGAGGUGACUUUCUUCAAUCCAGUAAUAGAGCGAGGCCGAAGACUGCAGAGACAGAAGAAAGUCUUCUCCAAGCAGCAUGGGAAAGCUUUCCUGCGGGCCCGGCAGAUGAAUGUGGACAUCGCGACCUGGGUCCGUCUGCUGAGGAACGCCAUCCCCAGUGGAAGCAACACACCGGCCUACACACCCAGCUUCACAAGCAACACACUCACACACAGCACAGGAGAGAUCUCGGUGGAGAAGCUGAAUCUGGGCAGCGACUCUCCUCCCAAAGCUGAAACCAGAAGAGACGUGGUUGACGCUCCGGCUCCUUUGGAACAGACGCCGGUCAUCGAGCCCCCGUCCACGCCGGAUGUCCCUGUUCACGAGCCGCCAACCAGAUCGAUGUCCCAGAACUCUUUACGCAGACCAAGCAGAGGCCCUCUGUGCCUUCAGGAUUUCAAACUGAUCGCAGUGCUCGGCAGGGGCCACUUUGGGAAGGUGUUGCUGUCAGAGUACAAAAGGACAAGCAGCCUGUACGCCAUCAAAGCCCUGAAGAAGGGAGACAUUGUAGCGAGGGAUGAAGUGGAAAGUCUGAUGUGUGAAAAGCGGAUCUUUGAGACCGUCAACGGCUCCCACCACCCUUUCCUGGUCAACCUGUUUGCAUGUUUCCAGACGCCAGAACAUGUGUGUUUUGUCAUGGAGUACACGGCAGGAGGAGACCUCAUGAUGCACAUACAUGCCGACGUCUUUUCUGAGCCACGUGCUGUGUUCUACUCAGCCUGUGUGGUCUUAGGUCUGCAGUUCCUUCAUGACCAUAAGAUCGUGUACCGGGAUCUUAAAUUAGACAACCUGCUGCUCGAUACAGAGGGUUUUGUGAAGAUAGCAGACUUUGGGCUUUGUAAAGAAGGCAUGGGCUAUGGGGACAGGACGAGUACAUUCUGUGGGACUCCAGAGUUUCUGGCCCCGGAGGUGCUGACGGACACAUCGUACACCAGAGCAGUGGACUGGUGGGGCCUCGGGGUGCUCGUCUAUGAGAUGUUGGUCGGUGAGUCCCCGUUCCCAGGUGAUGAUGAGGAGGAGGUUUUCGACAGCAUCGUGAACGAUGAAGUGCGCUACCCCCGCUUCCUCUCCACUGAAGCCAUCGGCAUCAUGAGACGGUUGUUGAGAAGGAACCCCGAAAGGCGCCUGGGCUCUGGAGAAAAGGAUGCAGAAGACGUCAAAAAACAGCCCUUCUUUAGGACUAUGGACUGGGAGGCUCUCCUCCAGAGGAAGGUCCCGCCCCCAUUCGUCCCGAGCAUCGGAGGAAAAGAAGACGUCAGCAACUUUGACGUGGAGUUCACAGCCGAGGCUCCUGCUCUCACGCCGCCCCGCGAGCGCCGCACCCUCUCCCGCAAGGAACAGGACCACUUCAAGGAUUUUGACUACGUCUCGGACCUCUGCUAGGGUCAGGGGUCAGGGGUCACAGGGUAAUUAGCUGCCCACUGCCAGCCACAGACUCUGAAAGGAGACGGAGAAGUGAAGGCUGACGCUCUGUCUCGAACAGGGAGAGAGGAACUUGAUGGGGAUGAGAGGCAAGGAUCACUCUUACUCUGACCUCUUUCUCUCAGUCUGUAUGCGAUGGGAUAAAGAACUGGCUGGGCCAAGUGUGUGUGAACACAUUCCAGUGGAGUCUGAUCGCGUGCCGCACACACACACACACACACACACACACACUGUUACAAAUCUACUGACCUGUGGAGGUCUGCAGAUCCGUGACACUGCGUGGCUUUUAGAGGAUGUGAUGAUAACGAAGAUAAUUCAGAUUAUGUAACAAAUGGAAAAUGAGAUGAUGGAUCCUGCUGUUUGUCCACUGAAGCAUAAUCAAAUAAUCAGUUGUACUGAAAUGCUCAGAGAGCCUUUAAAUCACAGUUAAAAGUGAUUAUUCUGACAAGAAGCAGUUUGUCUCUUUUCUUCCUGCACUUGCUCUCGUCUCUUGUCCCUUUAUCUGCUGUUUGUUGCUGCUAAGUGUGUUUCCUUGUGUACGGUGUCCCUGCCUCAGUCAUGAAUGUAUCCACAACAGCUGCAAUCAUGCACCACCUGGACAUGAACACACGGGGGAGCCAGAGGAAAGAGAAAAUUUAGAGCUGCUGCUUGUCUAUUGUGUCACAAAAAAACGCUGAGCAAGAUAGGUUUUAACAGAGACGGAGUCAGGCCAUGUGCUGUUUGUGUCUCUCACACCUCGUCAUCAUCUUUCCACUGUCUUUCGGUACAAACAGGUUUUUAACUACAAUAAUUUUUCAAUGACAAAGCUUUUACAAAUUGUGUUCUUUUUGUGAUUUUUUUUCCCCAUCUGUGUUUCAUCCUCUGUCAUUUGCUGGUGAAAUUUGGAACUGUGACUCAGUAAAGAUGUGAACCCAA